Emiliania huxleyi CCMP1516 is the source of this 1482-nucleotide messenger RNA. RefSeq lists its product as hypothetical. Bases 1 to 1482 code for a protein of 493 amino acids. The record is from RefSeq and is a predicted model, not a curated record. Lineage: Eukaryota; Haptophyta; Isochrysidales; Noelaerhabdaceae. The transcript is spliced from 2 exons.
AUGUCGCCGGUCCCUGCGCCCGACCCUGCGCCCGACCCUGCGACGUUCGCAUGCCUGCCUUGCGAGAUCAAGCGCCUCUUGCUGCUGCCCGUCGAGCUCAAGACGCUGUCUCGGUCCGCGUGUGUCUGCCGAGAUCUGCGCAACGCCGCAGAGGACGUGCUGCACGCUCGCGCCGCGCUGGCAAAGCUUCCGACAGACGGUGGCUUUCGCGUGCAGCUGUGGCGGCUGUUGCACUCGAGCGCUGCACGCACCAUUGCCGCUGGGGCGUUACACUCCGCAGCAUGCAUCGGCGGCGGGCUCACCACAUGGGGAAUCGACGAGAACCAGCGUGGUUUCCUAGGCAUCGGCCACCAUCACUCGCGCGUGCCACCGACGCGCGUGCCGGUGCCAGCUCCCGCAAGCGAGCGCCAAGAAAUCGUCGCCGUCGCAACCCACUCGCUGCACACACUCGCGCUCACCAAGUCGGGGCACUGCUUCAGCUUUGGAUUUGGCGAGGCGGGGCAGCUCGGCCACGGCGAUGCGGCGACCCUGUGGCGGCCUCGUCUCAUCACUGCGCUGCUGGGCGAGCGCGCCGUUGAUGUUUCUGCGGGGCAGCAGCAUAGCCUCGUCCUCACCGCCGCCGGCGCGUCCUACGCGUUCGGCUCCGGCUUCAGCGGCAAGCUUGGACUUGGUGACCAGCGCAGUCACGCCCUCCCUCAACGCAUCGGCGCGCUCGCGCAGGUCCGCGUCGCCGUCCUCGAGGCGGGAGCGCUGCACAGCCUCGCGGCGGACGAGGGCGGGGCCGUCCACAGCUUUGGGUGCGGCUCGGAUUGGCAGCUUGGCCACGGCACGCGCGAGGACGAGCACACGCCGCGGCCAGUCGCGGCGCUCCUGGGCAGGCGCAUCGUGCGGCUGGCGGGAGGGGAGCACCACUCCCUCGCUGUCGACCACGCGGGGCAGCUCUACUCGUGGGGCGCAGGCGAGGCGCGAGAGCGGACGAGCGGCUACGCGGGAGGCUGGCUAGGCCACCGCGCUGUCGACCCGCAGCCGCUGCCGCGGCCAGUCGCCGCGCUCUGCGGUGUGCGCAUCGCCGCCGUCGCCGCGAGCAGCCGGCAUAGCCUCGCCUUGGCCGACGGCGGCGCGCUAUUCUCCUUCGGCGACGGCGACGGCGGCAAGCUCGGACACGACGACGGCGGCCGCAUGCACUGGGUGCCGACGCGCAUACGCGCGCUUGAAGGGCUCCGCGUGGCCGCCGUCACCGCUGGUGAGGCGCACAGCAUGUGCGUGCUCGAGGACGGCCGACUGCUGAGCUGGGGCUGCGGCGGCGCUCUCGGGCUCCCAAGAGCUCUCCUCGAGACUCCUGAGCAGCCGGCCAGCUGGGCCUCGGCGGGCAACUACGAAUGGGCGCCAGGCGACGAGGAGCGGCGCUGGCAGGCGCACGUGCCAACCCCCGUGGCCGUGGUGGGGUUGGUGCCAGAGCCUACCGAUCCGACGCGUGGAUGA